Molecule: messenger RNA, 1686 nt
Organism: Raphanus sativus (radish)
Lineage: Eukaryota; Viridiplantae; Streptophyta; Magnoliopsida; Brassicales; Brassicaceae
Exons: 2
Coding region: 1-1686 (561 amino acids)
Biological process (GO): DNA integration
Molecular function (GO): nucleic acid binding
Source: RefSeq, a predicted model, not a curated record
AUGGUUAAGGCUUGGAUUCUUAACUCUGUCACGAAACAGAUCUAUGGAAGCAUUCUCAGAUUCAAUGAUGCUUCUGAGAUAUGGAAGGAUCUUGCAACACGUUUUCGAAUCACAAAUUUGCCGAGAUCUUAUCACCUCACACAGCAGAUCUGGUCUCUUCAUCAAGGUUCAUUGGAUCUUUCAACUUACUAUACCAAAUUGAAAACUCUUUGGGAUGAACUUGAUGGAGCAGAUUGUGUGAAAACUUGUCAAACUUGUGAUUGUUGCAAAGCGAUGUACAACAAAGCUGAACAUGCUAAGAUCAUCAAGCUACUUGCUGGCUUGAAUGAUUCUUACUCUAAUGUUCGCAGUCAGAUCAUUAUGAAGAAGAACGUUCCUGAUCUUGCUGAGGUUUAUAAUCUCUUGGAUCAAGACCACAGUCAAAGGAGCUUCAAUCCUAUUCCUAAUGCGUCUGCUUUUCAAGUCACCACUGAGACCACUGCAGCUUCUGUUAAUGCGACUCAAACUCUUCCAUCGAAUCGCAGCAACAGACCUCUGUGUUCUCAUUGUGGAUAUUCGGGUCACACUAUGGAUAAGUGUUACAAAAUUCAUGGUUUUUCACCGGGCUUCAAGUCCAAACGAGUAGCUGCUGCAGAGAAACAAGCCACUCCUGUGAAACCAGUUGUAGCAAAUAUGACUCAUACUGAUCUUACUAAUGACUCUAUUGCUACAGGGAUGAUGAACACUUUAUCUAAAGACCAAAUCCAAGGAGUUAUUGAAUAUUUCAAUGCUCAGUUGCAGCUUUCAAGUGAUCCCAAGACACAAGUUGCUUCUACUUCUGGAGGCUCUAUCACGACUCUUCCCGGUAUGACUCUUUCAACAAAUACUCUUUAUUUUGUUGGCGUUCUGAGAGCUACAGGAAAUGUUUUAUCUUCUGUGUCUUGGAUCAUUGACAGUGGUGCAACACAUCAUGUCUGUCAUGAUCGUUCUAAGUUUCUUACUUUAUCUGAUACUCUAAAUCAAUCUGUGAGCCUUCCGAACGGUUUAGGAGUUCAGAUAGUUGGAACUGGUCAAGUUAAGAUCAAUGAGAGCUUGAUCUUAAAUAACGUCCUCUACAUACCUGACUUCAGAUUGAACCUCAUUAGUGAUCUUACCAGGGGGUUGAUGAUUGGUCAGGGUGAAGAAGUGGCAAAUUUAUACAUUUUGGAUGAAGCUUCCGUUGGUGAACUCUCCACAAGACCAUCAAGUUUCUGUGCUAGUGUUGUACUUGAUUCAGCCUUGUGGCACCAUAGACUAGGACAUCCUUCUAUCCAAAAGAUUGAUUCAAUCUCUAAUGUACUGGGAAUCUCUCAAAGAAAUAAAACUUCAUUUCAUUGUGCCAUUUGCCCUCUUGCAAAACAGAAGCAUCUAUCUUUUCCUUCUCAAAACAACAUGAGUAUCAAGCCGUUUGAUUUGUUGCACAUUGAUACUUUGGGACCUUUCUCUGUGACUUCAAAUGAAGGAUAUAUAUAUUUCUUAACUAUUGUGGAUGACCACACAAGAGUUACCUGGAUUUAUCUCAUGCGCACAAAGGAUGAAGUUCUUACUCUGUUUCCUGAGUUUCUGAAGAUGGUAGAGACGCAAUACAAGACAACUGUUAAGGGAGUGAGGUCUGAUAAUGCACCGGAGCUCCGAUUCACUGACUUAUAUAAAGCCAAAGGGAUCUAA